AUUCAUCAAAAAAAUGUCUCAACAAUUUAGACAACAAUCUGCUACUGAGAAUAGAUCUUCCAACCUCAAGAACAAUCCAACAAGAUCAGAUCAACAAUCCACUCACAAAAUUCCAAACUCAAUCCUCAGUGAUGCCUACAAUAACACCAGUUAUUCCAAUGUCCAAAACGAUGUCAUGAGUUUUGCUCACAGUUCUUCCAACAUUAUGUACAGCUCCAACAAUCCAUCUCAUUCUCAAAUGGAGAGAAAUCUUGCCACUGAUAACUACACUCAAGCAUCAGUAAAUCAGAAAGGAGGUUCCAUUGGAAAUGCUCUUGGAAAGAUGCAUCAUGAACAAUCUAGUUCUGCCACCACCAAUGUUAUGAGAGAAAUGAGAAAUUCUGGUGAAGGUUAUAAUGCUGUGGUUGCUGGUCUUGAUAAGAGAACUUUUAAUAAUCCAUCUGAGAAGCAACAAAUUGAUAUUGCAAGAAGAAACUUGAAUAAGUAAUGAGAUGUAAUCAUUUCUCUAUUGAGUGAAAUAAAGUGUCAAGUUUAUUAAU
Messenger RNA from Naegleria gruberi, 539 nucleotides. RefSeq lists its product as uncharacterized. The coding region runs from base 14 to 487 and encodes 157 amino acids. The record is from RefSeq and is a predicted model, not a curated record. Lineage: Eukaryota; Heterolobosea; Eutetramitea; Acrasida; Naegleriidae. The transcript has a single exon.